AUGGGUAAGAAAAACAACAAGGGGAAGAAAGCCACCGAUCCGAGUGAGACAUCCAAACUACUGGCCGCCAAGAUCUCGCAGUUGGAACAGGAUGCCGUUGGUGAGAAGGAACAGGAAGCAGAAAUCGAGCGCGAAGUUAAGAAGGCGACUCGAGAUCUGAACCAACUUCUCAAUACCAUGGAAUCCCCAAUGACUCGCCUGGAGGCUGUUUCCAAAAAGUAUACCGAGUUGCUAGCGGACAUGAAAAAGUUGGACCGGGACUAUGCGAAGAGCAAGAAACGCGCCGAUCAACUGCAGAAGGAGCAGGAGAAAGGCAAAUCGGAAUUUGGAAAGACUGUCACCAUGAAGGACAAGCUGGAGAAGCUGUGCCGAGAGCUGACCAAGGAGAACAAGAAAGUUAAGGACGAGAACAAGAAGCUGGACGACACAGAGAAGAAGGCCCGUUUGAUCGUGAAUGAACGACUGGACUCUUUGCUAUACGACAUUCAAGAUGUCAUGGCUGCCAAGGGGAAUCCUCGUAACGAGAAAGUGGAUACGGAUUUGGAUGAAGCACUCCGUGUAAAGCUCAAGACUAUUAGCGAGCAAUUUGACACCCGCGAGCUUCAUUACAAGGGUCUCCUUCGCAGCAAGGACUCGGAGAUCCAGAGCCUGACCGCCAAGUACGAGGAGCAACGCCGAGCUGCCGACAAUGAAUCCGUUCGCGGCCGAGCUUUGAGUGCGCAGGUCUCUACCUUCUCUCAUACGGAAGCAGAACUACGCAGUCAGCUCAACAUCUACGUCGAGAAGUUCAAGCAGGUCGAGGAUACUUUGAACAACAGCAAUGAGCUUUUCCUGACUUUCCGGAAGGAAAUGGAAGAGAUGUCCAAGAAGACCAAGCGUUUGGAGAAGGAGAACCACACUCUCAAUCGGAAGCACGAAUCAACCAAUCGCAACAUCCUUGAAAUGGCCGAAGAGCGUACUCGGAAUCAUGGAGAACUCGAACGAUGGCGACGCAAGUGUCAACAUCUCGAGGCUCUGUGCCGUCGUAUGCAGGCACAAGGCCGCGGCGAAGGAUUAGCCGAGGGCGAUGAUCACUUAGAAAAUGAUGACGAAGGCACCGAGAGCGAGUACGAUGACGAUUACGAAGACGAGGAAGACUUAAGCGAGGAGGGAGAGUUAGACGAGCAUGAUCGUACCAUCUCCCACCCUGCCGAACGGCCUGUCUUUGGUCCGCCUCCGCCUCCCAGUCUUCUCGAGGCCCGAGCUUCUAAGAAUGCCGUUCUGAACGGUUGCCAUUGA
This is a messenger RNA of Penicillium pulvis, 1278 nucleotides long. RefSeq names its product taxilin. The record is from RefSeq and is a predicted model, not a curated record. The transcript is spliced from 5 exons. The coding region runs from base 1 to 1278 and encodes 425 amino acids. NCBI's taxonomy places the organism in Eukaryota, Fungi, Ascomycota, Eurotiomycetes, Eurotiales, Aspergillaceae. Gene Ontology annotation, molecular function: syntaxin binding.